GGGCGCGGAACCCCACCCUCAUGCAUUGGGAAAAGGAUAUCCUUCAGGCUGUGAAAUUUAUCAAUAUGUAAAUCCUGCGCAGGAGACAAGAGGAUCAGGAUAGUUGCACAGAGUAGGGAAAGCCGCACUGCCACCACCAUCACACACACGUACCUUGCUGAAAGCCGAUGCUCUCCCGUAUUCAUCAAAGAUCAAUUGCAUUUCUCCCAGGCGCGCGCCUACCCUUCCACACGUGAUUGUCAUCGGCUUUCUGAACUUGGUAUCGGAUCAUCACUUCGUGUGAGAUCGGUGGGGCUUUCACUGUCGCUUCGCGCGGACGAGAACAGCAUGACAACAAGCAGGCAGGCCACGCACGCAGGUUCUUGGUACUCAUCGCACGGACCAACGCUGAACGAUGAGCUCAAGGGAUGGUUAUCUGCCGUCACACCUGAAGCCGGCGAGACUAAUGCGUCAUUCGAGCCCCCAAUCAAGGGAUGCAAGGCCAUCAUAGCCCCGCAUGCCGGCUACGCUUAUUCUGGUCCCACGGCUGCAUGGGCCUACAAGAGCAUCCAUACAACUAACAUCAAACGAGUUUUCAUCUUGGGACCGUCUCAUCAUGUGUAUCUAGCCGAAUGUGCACUCUCCCAGUGUCAGACUUACCAAACUCCGAUCGGUGAUCUACCGAUUGACCUUGAAACAACUAAGCAGUUGGAGGCGACCGGGAAAUUCUCCCCAAUGAGCGAAUCCACCGAUGAGGAUGAGCAUAGCAUUGAAAUGCAUCUGCCCUAUGUCCGCAAGAUCUUCGAAGGGAAAGACAUCAAAAUUGUUCCCAUCCUCGUAGGGGCCAUUAACAUUAAGCAAGAAAAGUCAUACGGCGAAAUCUUGGCACCCUAUUUAGACGCUCCAGACACAUUUUUUGUCAUCUCAUCCGAUUUCUGUCAUUGGGGAACUCGGUUCUCAUAUACGUUCUACUAUCCCACACCACUUCCUUGCUCCAAACAUGUGAAGCUUUCUCAAUCCGAAAAACCCACUUCACAUUCCAUACAUGCCUCUAUUCGUGCACUGGAUCAUGAGGGCAUGAACGCCCUCAAACUUGAUAGAUCUGCAGAUACAGAGCAAAAAAGCGCCGAGGAUGCCCACGAUGCAUUCGCACAGUACCUUGCCCGGACAAAAAACACUAUAUGCGGUAGGCACCCAAUUGGCGUUUUGAUGGGCGCCUUGGCUGCUCUCGAAAAAGGGAAAGCAGAGAAGCGUGUGGCAACCCUGGGAUGGGUGAGGUAUGCGCAAAGUAGUGCGUGCGAGACCAUACGAGAUUCGAGUGUCAGCUACGCCAGCGCAUAUGUCGUAUUCCAACCAUGAAAAAUCCAAAUGUUAUGUAAUAGUAAGUAAAUAGCUG
Molecule: messenger RNA, 1375 nt
Organism: Cantharellus anzutake
Lineage: Eukaryota; Fungi; Basidiomycota; Agaricomycetes; Cantharellales; Hydnaceae
Product: MEMO1 family
Exons: 8
Coding region: 328-1338 (336 amino acids)
Source: RefSeq, a predicted model, not a curated record